AUGUAUUACCUUAAAAUGUUAUUGUUUACCUUUUUAAUAAAUACAUUAGUAUUACAACAUUAUGAGAAUUAUCUAAAUAACCAUUAUAAUGUAAGUCUCAUUCAAAAUAACACCAAAAGAACAACGAUACAUUCAAGAUUAUUAGCACAAACGAAAAACCAUAAUCCACAUUAUCAUAAUGAUCCAGAACUCAAAGAAAUAAUUGAUAAAAUGAACGAGGAAGCAAUCAAAAAAUAUCAACAAACUCAUGAUCCAUAUAAACAAUUGAAAGAUGUAGUAGAAAAAAAUGGAACAAAAUAUACAGGUGGUAAUGAUGUAGAACCUAUGUCAACUCUAGAAAAAGAAUUAUUGGAAACAUAUGAAGAAACGUUUGGUAACAAAAGUGAUAUGUUGAAGUUGGGUAAGUACAAAAAUGAUGAUGACAAAUCAGAUGAUUCAUCUUCAUGUGGAUGUACUAAUAUUAAUAAUAUGAAACUAGCAAAAACCAAAGGAAGAGAUAAGUAUUUAAAACACUUAAAAGGGAGAUGUACCCGUGGUAUAUAUAUUUCUUCACUUACUACUGUAAUAUUAACAACGAUCGCUUUGCAUACUGCAAAAGCUGCUGCCCUUGCUAAGUUUGUUGAAUCUGCUAAAACGUGUGCGUCUUAUAUGACAAUAUUUAACAUGUUGAAUGCUGGUAACUUAAAUACAGCUAUUCAAGCAGGUGGUGGAAUAUGUACUUCUGCUUAUUCCGAUAUAGUUUUGCCUGCUGCAAAUGCUGCUUUGAGCGCAAUAUACCCCUGUGGUAUUGCAGCUUUGGUUCUACUUAUAUUAACUGUUGUACUUAUAAUAUUAUAUAUAUGGUUAUAUAGAAGAAGAAAAAGAUCAUGGAAACAUGAAUGCAAGAAACAUUUAUGCAAGUAA
Plasmodium falciparum 3D7 is the source of this 903-nucleotide messenger RNA. RefSeq names its product stevor. Bases 1 to 903 code for a protein of 300 amino acids. Lineage: Eukaryota; Apicomplexa; Aconoidasida; Haemosporida; Plasmodiidae. The transcript is spliced from 2 exons. The record is from RefSeq and is a predicted model, not a curated record.